Molecule: messenger RNA, 4656 nt
Organism: Orycteropus afer afer
Lineage: Eukaryota; Metazoa; Chordata; Mammalia; Tubulidentata; Orycteropodidae
Source: RefSeq, a predicted model, not a curated record
AUGGGGCUCUUCAGCUGCCCCGCCGGCCCGCAUCCACACUCGCCAAUCUCGCCGUCGCGCCUCGGACCCAUGGACGCCUUCUGCGGCUCCGGGGAGCUCGGCUCCAAGUUCUGGGACUCCAACCUGUCCUUGCACACAGACAACCCCGACCUCACGCCCUGCUUUCAGAACUCUCUGCUGGCCUGGACUCCCUGCAUCUACCUUUGGGCUGCCCUUCCCUGCUACCUGCUCUACCUGCGGUACCACCAUCGCAACUACAUCACCCUCUCCCACCUCUCCAGGUUCAAGACGGCCCUGGGCGUCCUGCUAUGGUGUAUCUCCUGGGCUGACCUCUUCUACUCCUUCCAUGGCCUGGUCCACGGCUGGGCCCCUGCCCCCAUCUUCUUUGUCACCCCCUUGGUAGUGGGGGUCACCAUGCUGCUGGCCACCCUACUGAUCCAGUAUGAGCGGCUGCGGGGGGUGCAGUCCUCGGGGGUCCUCAUCAUCUUCUGGUUCCUGUGUGUGCUCUGUGCCAUCAUCCCCUUCCGCUCCAAGAUCCUUUCAGCAAUGGCAGAGGGCAGGAUCUUGGACCCGUUCCGCUUUACCACCUUCUACAUCUACUUUGCCUUGGUACUCUUGGCUCUCAUCCUGUCCUGCUUCAGAGAGAAGCCACCACUUUUCUCUCCAAAGAACGAUGACCCUAACCCCAGCCCAGAGGCCAGCGCCGGUUUCCUCUCCCGCCUGACUUUCUGGUGGUCCACAAAGAUGAUCAUCCUUGGCUACCGGCGCCCCCUGGAGGACAGGGACCUCUGGUCCCUGAAUGAGGAGGACCGCUCCCAGAUGGUGGUGCAGCGGCUGCUGGAGGCAUGGAAGAAGGAGCAAAAGCAGGUGGCACGACACAAGGCUGUGGAAGCAUUCGGGAAGAAAGCUUCUGGAGAGGAUGAGGUGCUGCUGCGGGGCAAGACUGGGCCCCGGGAACCCUCUCUCCUGAAGGCCCUGGUGAUCGCCUUUGGCCCCAGCCAUCUCAUCAGCUCCUGCUUCCAGCUAAUCCAGAACCUGCUCUCCUUCAUCAACCCACAGCUGCUCAGCAUCCUGAUCAAGUUUAUUUCGAACCCCUCAGCCCCCACCUGGUGGGGCUUCCUGGUGGCAGGGCUGAUGUUUGUGUGCUCCGUAGUGCACACUGUGAUAAUGAACCAGAAUGAGUACCACAUCUUUGUGGGUGCGUUGAGGCUACGUACAGCAAUCAUAGGUGUCAUCUACAGGAAGGCUCUGGUCAUUACCAAUUCAGUCAAGCGUGAGUCCACUGUUGGAGAAAUUGUCAACCUCUUGUCAGUGGACGCCCAGCACUUCAUGGAUGCUGUCCCUUUCCUCAACCUGUUGUGGUCAGCACCCCUGCAGAUCAUGCUGGCAGUCUAUUUCCUCUGGCAGAACCUAGGUCCUUCCGUCCUGGGUGGAGUUGCUCUGAUGGUCUUGCUGAUUACAUUCAGUGGAGCUGUGGGCGUGAAGAUACGGACCUUCCAGAUGGAGCAAGUGAAGUUCAAGGACACGCGCCUUAAGCUGAUGAGUGAGAUCUUGGGUGGCAUCAAGGUGCUGAAGCUGUACGCCUGGGAACUCAGCUUCUUGAAGCAGGUAGGGAGCAUCCGGCAGAGUGAGCUCCAGCUGCUGCGCAAGACCACCUUCCUGCGUACCAUAUGCACCUUCAUCUGGAUCUGCACCCCGUUCCUGGUAACCCUGAUCACCCUUGGGCUGUAUGUGUCUGUGGAUCCGAGCAAUGUGCUAGAUGCUGAAAAAGCCUUUGUGUCCUUGACCCUGUUCAAUAUGUUGAAGAUACCCCUCGUCACGCUGCCCCCGAUCAUGGGCCACAUGCUCCAGACCAGCGUGUCUCUGAAACGGAUCCAGCAUUUCUUGAGCCAAGAUGAACUUGACCCUGACUGUGUGGAAAGAAAGACAAUCUCCCCAGGCUAUGCCAUCACCAUAGACAAUGGCACCUUCACCUGGGCCCAGGACCUACCCCCUGCCCUGCACAGCCUAGACAUCCAAGUGCCAAAAGGGGCAUUGGUAGCUGUGAUGGGGCCUGUGGGCUGUGGGAAGUCCUCCCUGGUGUCUGCCCUGCUGGGGGAGAUGGAGAAGCUGGAAGGCAAGGUUUAUGUGAAGGGCUCCGUGGCCUACGUGCCUCAGCAGGCAUGGAUCCAAAAUGCCACUCUUCAAGAAAACGUGCUGUUUGGUCGAACUCUUGACUCCAAGCACUACCAACGGACUCUGGAGGCCUGUGCCCUUCUGGCCGACCUGGAGGUGCUACCCGGAGGGGACCAGACAGAGAUUGGAGAGAAGGGCAUUAACCUCUCCGGGGGCCAGCGGCAGCGAGUCAGUCUGGCCCGAGCUGUUUACAGUGAUGCUGAUAUUUUUUUGCUGGAUGACCCCCUGUCAGCUGUGGACUCCCAUGUAGCUAAGCAUAUCUUCGACCAAGUCAUCGGACCCGAGGGUGUGCUGGCCCACAAGACACGGGUGCUGGUGACACACAGAAUCAGCUUCCUGCCCCAGAUGGACUUCAUCAUAGUACUAACUGAGGGGCAGGUGUCUGAGGCUGGCUCCUACCCAGACUUGCUGCAACGCAAUGGCUCCUUUGCUGACUUCAUUCGCAACUAUGCACCCGAUGAGGACAAGUGGCACGUGGAGGACAGUUGGACUGCCUUGGAGGACAGAAAGGAUGAAAAGGUGCUACUGACUGAAGACACACUCAGCAACCACACUGACCUGACGGACAAUGAACCUGUCGUGUAUGAGGUCCGGAAGCAGUUUAUAAGACAGCUGAGCACCAUGUCCUCAGAAGGGGAGGGCCCAGGGUGGUCUAUGUCCCGGAGACGCCUGGGUGAAGCUGAGAAGGUGGUGCAAGUGACAGAGGCAAAGGUGAACAGGGUGCUGAUCGAGGAGGAAAAGGAAGAGAUGGGCACUGUGAAGAUGAAUGUUUUCUGGGAUUACACCAAGGCCAUGGGGCUCUGUACUGUGCUGUUCAUCUGUCUUCUGCACAUGGGUCAAAGUGCAACCACCCUUGGGGCCAACAUAUGGCUCAGUGCCUGGACUAAUGAUGCUGUGGUAGAUGGCCGCCAGAACAACACCUCCCUGAGGCUGGGUGUCUAUACCGGCUUGGGAAUGCUGAAAGGGUUCCUGGUGAUGCUGUCGGGCUUCCUGAUGGCGAUGAGCGGUAUCCAGGCAGCUAGAUCUCUGCACCAGGCGCUGCUGCACAACAACCUGCGCUCGCCACAGUCCUUUUUUGACACGACACCCUCAGGCCGCAUCCUCAACCGUUUCUCCAAGGACAUCUAUGUCAUCGAUGAGGUCCUGGCGCCCACCAUCCAAAUGGUAUUCGAAGCCUUCUACCACUCAGUCGCCACCCUUGUAGCCAUCAUGACUAGCACUCCACUCUUUGCUGUGGUCAUCUUGCCACUGGCUGUGUUCUACGUCUUUGUGCAGCGUUUCUAUGUGGCCACCUCGAGACAACUGAAGCGGCUGGAAUCAGUCAGUCGCUCACCCGUUUACUCGCACUUUUCGGAGACGGUGAGUGGUGCCAGUGUCAUCCAGGCCUACAACCGCAGCCCGGACUUUGUGGCUAUGAGUGAUGCUAAGGUGGACACCAACCAGAAGAGCAGCUAUGCCUACAUUAUCUCCAACCGCUGGCUGGGGAUCCAAGUGGAGUUCUUGGGGAACUGUGUUGUAUUUUUUGCUGCACUUUUUGCUGUGAUUGGGAGAAGCAGCCUGAGUCCUGGGCUGGUGGGCCUUUCUGUGUCCUAUGCCUUGCAGGUGACAUCUGCUCUGACCUGGAUGAUACGAAUGAUGUCAGAUUUGGAGUCUAAUAUUGUGGCUGUGGAGAGGGUCAAGGAGUACACCAAGAUGGAGACUGAGGCCCCCUGGGUGGUGGAGGGCAGCCGCCCCCCAGAGGGCUGGCCUCCACAUGGCAAAGUGGAGUUCCGGAAUUACUCUGUGCGGUACCGGCCAGGCCUGGACCUGGUUCUGAAGGACCUGAAUCUGUGCGUGCAUGGUGGUGAGAAGGUGGGGAUCGUGGGGCGCACGGGGGCCGGCAAGUCAUCCAUGACCCUCUGCCUGUUCCGCAUUCUUGAGGCAGCGGAGGGUGAAAUCUGCAUCGAUGGCCUCAAUGUGGCAAACAUUGGGCUCCAUGACCUGCGUUCUCAGCUGACCAUCAUCCCUCAGGACCCCAUCCUAUUCUCGGGGACCCUGCGUAUGAACCUGGACCCCUUCGGCAAUUACUCAGAGGAAGACAUGUGGCAGGCCUUGGAGCUGUCUCACCUGCACACGUUUGUGAGCUCCCAGCCGGCUGGCCUUGACUUCCAGUGUUCAGAGGGUGGUGAGAAUCUCAGCGUCGGCCAGCGGCAGCUUGUGUGCCUGGCCCGAGCCCUGCUCCGCAAGAGCCGCAUCUUGGUUUUAGACGAGGCCACAGCUGCCAUCGAUCUGGAGACAGAUGACCUCAUCCAGGCCACCAUUCGCACCCAGUUUGAAGCCUGCACCGUGCUGACCAUCGCACACCGGCUCAACACCAUCAUGGACUACACCAGGGUCCUGGUCCUGGACAAAGGGACAAUAGCUGAAUUUGAUUCUCCAGCCAACCUCAUUGCAGCUAGAGGCAUCUUCUACAGUAUGGCCAAAGAUGCUGGACUUGCCUAA